This is a messenger RNA of Myotis davidii, 4128 nucleotides long. RefSeq names its product poly [ADP-ribose] polymerase 14-like. Gene Ontology annotation, cellular component: cytoplasm; nucleus. Gene Ontology annotation, molecular function: transcription corepressor activity. The transcript is spliced from 17 exons. The record is from RefSeq and is a predicted model, not a curated record. Gene Ontology annotation, biological process: negative regulation of gene expression. NCBI's taxonomy places the organism in Eukaryota, Metazoa, Chordata, Mammalia, Chiroptera, Vespertilionidae.
UACUUUGCUGAAAUCAUGGUAGAUAAAUAUAACAUCUUGACCUCCUUUUUAUCCCUAAAAUCAGAUGCAUCAGAAGAUACACAAAUCUCUCUCAACAAAAGAUCAGAAAAAAUGGAAGAUAUCCCAAAGCAAUGUGAAAAUAUCCCCUCUUUGGUUGCAUUUGAAAAUCUCAAAGCAAAUGUGACUGCCAUGACGCUAACCUUGUUGGUGGAGAACAUAAGUGACCUGUCCAGUGAUGAUUUUGAAGUGGAAAUAAUAAGAGAUUUUGAUGUUGGCGUAGUUACCUUUCGAAAAUACAUAGAUACCAUAAAAUUUGUUGAAGAUUGUGCCAUGCACCAUUCAGUGACACAACUUCAGCUUUCUCCAAGACUUCUGGAAAUGACAAAAACUAUCAGGGUUGAAAACCUGCCGCCUGAUGUUGACUCCUAUAAUUUGAAAUGUUUAUUUGAAAAUCCUCAAAAUGGAGGGGGAAGAGUUGUCAGUAUUGAAUGUUUUACUGAAGAAGAAGGGAACCCUUAUGAGACACCUAUUGCACUGUUAGACACCAUCAUGACCAAGGAGCUUGACCUCAAUAAUAUGCCGCUCUCUGUGUUCCCAUAUUAUACCUCCUUGGGCAUAGUUUUGUAUGGAAAGGAGAAGCCUCUGAUCAAGCUUCCAGCACCAUUUAAAGAAUCUUUGGAUCUUUCUUUAUGGGGCAUCAGGUCUAGAUUUAAAGUUAGUCCAUUUAAAGUGGACCCAGUAGUGUGGGACAUCAUGAAAAAUGACUUAGAAGAUGAAAGAAUUUUGAUUGAAUAUGAUACAGGUAUGGGGAUUGUAACCUUAGUGGGGAAAUCAGAGGAUGUACAAAACAUUGAGCCACAAAUCAAGGAGUUAAUAGAAAAGGCCACUCAAAAAGUUAAAAGAGAAGAGCAAAGUCUGAAGGAGAAAGUGGCCAUGUCUCCAAGAAAGUAUUCUCUUUUGUGCCACAGCGGUGUGCAGGAGCGUCUCCACAGGGAGUGCCCAGAUAUGGAGAUUUUUUAUGACAGAGCCACCCAACACAUGUGCUUUAAAGGACACAGUAUAGACGUGUAUAAGGCAAAGUGCGAAGUCCAGGAAAAGGUGUACACCAUGGUUCAGAAAAGCAUUCAGCUUCCCCCUGAGGUUUUGCAGUUUUUGCAACAGGCUGACUGUUCAGAACUCUCCAAGUCUCUUUUGAUAGCACAGAAAAUUCUUGCAGUUUAUGAGCUAGAGGGCACAACUGUUUUCUUAACCGGCUGUUCUUCUGAAGUCCUCUUAGAAGCUGAGAAGCAAAUGGUCAGGGCCUUAAGUUAUAAGUGCAUAGACAUUGAGGACAGGGAAUUUCUUAACAGCAAGAAAUGGAAAGCCAUCACUAAGAAUUUGCCAAAGAAACAUAAUUCCUCCUCAAAGACUGUAACGAUCAAUGAGUUAACUUCAGGAACCACAGCUGAGGUCAUUAUUGCAGGCUGCGUGAGAGAUGUAAAUGAAAUCUAUCACUUCCUUUCUGACUUUGUGGAAAAAAACAUGAAAAUAGAGAGAUUCCUUGAAGUAAAGCCUCCCUUAGUUAUUGAUUAUUUAAAGGCAGAGAAGAAGCUAUUCUUGCAAAAGAUAAAGAUGAACAAGCUAAAGGUUCAGGUAGAUUUUAAUUCUAGGAACAAACCGAAAGGCAUUUUACUAACUGGCUCAAAGGCCGAAGUCCUGGAGGGAAUGAACAUUCUCAAACAAGCCAGGGAUUCAGUUUGUGUUAAAAGCAUCAGUAUUGAUAAGCCAGGAGCCAGCCAGUCCUUCCAGGAUAAACCAUGGUAUUAUAAACGUGAGGUACGGUCAUUUGGUUGUUUUGUAGAACUACUGCAGAAUGAAGGAAAGAAGGAGGGAGGUGGGAGAGAUGGGCAGAAGUCCAUCCCUGCUUUUAGUUCUGGAGAUGGUGGCUUUCCCUUAUCCCAGUGUGUUGAGGCCAUUGUUUUGGCAAUCAAGGAAUUUUUCCAGUAUAACUGGACUGGAUACACCUUGAAAGAGGUUUACCUUGUGGAUUUAGCUGAGAAGACUGUUGAGGCCUUUGCUGAAACUGUGAAAACUGUAUUUAAAAACAACAAGCCUGAUGCUGCUUCCCUGCCCAGUGUACCUGCAGGAGUCCAGCCGGGCCCGAGAAACAGUGAUGGAAACAGAAAAAUGCUGCUGUGCCCAGGAGGUCUGAGGAUCCUGUUGGUGAAAGGAGACGUGCAGAAUGCUACGGCUGAUGUUGUCGUCAACUCCAUUCCUCGGGAUCUCAACCUUAAUAGCGGGCCCCUUUCUAAGGCCCUCUUGGCAAAAGCUGGGCCAAAUCUCCAGAAGGAAUUGAAUGCAGCUGCACAAGGGAUAGCUGUUGACGUGGGCACAAUUCUUCAAACCAGUGGUCAGAGUGUGUCCUACCAAGUGCUUCACGUGGUGGCUCCGAACUGGAACAAUGGUGACACAUCUUCACUCAAGAUCAUGCAAGACAUAAUCAGAAAAUGUUUGGAAAUCACUGAGAACUUGUCCUUAAACUCAAUUGCAUUUCCAGCCAUAGGAACAGGCAAUUUGGGGUUUCCUAAGACUGUUUUUGCUGAAUUGAUCAUUUCAGAAGUGUUCAAAUUUAGUAGCAGCAAUCAACCAACAACUUUACAAGAGGUUUGCUUUCUGCUGCACCCAAGUGAUCAUGGGAAUAUUCAGGCAUUUUCAGAUGAAUUUGACAGAAGAGCUAAUGGAAAUUCCAUCAGUGACAGAAUUCCCAAGGCUCAGAAUACACAAGGUUUGUAUGGGACUGUUACAAGCCCUGCUUCAGGAGUGUAUGAAAUGAAAAUUGGCCCCAUCACCUUCCAGGUGGCCACUGGAGAUAUUGCUAAAGAAGCAGCAGAUGUGAUUGUGAAUUCAACAACAAAGACAUUUGAUCACAAAGCAGGGGUCUCCAAAGCAAUUUUGGAAAAGGCUGGACAAAAUGUGGAAAUAGAAUGUUCUCGUCUAGCUCAACAGCACAACAAUGGUUAUAUAAUUACUGUAGUGGUGCUGAGUCUAAGACGUGCUCAACAAGACCCAGAUAAGGUUGCUGAAGCCAUAAUGGAUGCCAUUGAAGACUUUAUCCAGAAAGGACUUGUCCGGUCUAUGAAAAAAGUUAAAGUUGUUAUCUUUCAACCUCAAAUAAUGGAUGUGUUUUUUGCCAACAUGAGAAAAAGAGAAGGCUCCCAGGCGCCCUCACAGUCUAUAGUGUCUAAAAUUGCAUAAUUUUCUGACUUCUCAAAGCAACCUCUCCACAGACGAAAGCCUUUGGUUUUGGAGAAGAAAACAGAAUCAGCAAUUUUUCAGGUGUGUGGUGAAAAUGAAACAUCUGUAGAAAACGCCCUCUCCUGCCUACAGAAUCUGAUGGAAAAGGAACAGAGUCUUUACACCAGUGAAGAGGAAUGUAUCAAAGACUUUGAUGAAAAGGAAUAUCAGGAAUUGAAUAAGCUGCAGAAGGACUUGAAUAUUUUGGUGGAAUUGGACCAUCAGAAACCUUUGAUUAAGGUUUCAGGGAUUAGCAGAGAUGUGGAACAGGCUAGAAAUGCAGUUGAGGAGAUGAUCAAGACAGUUAGAUCAGCCAAAGAGCAGGAAUCCAGAGCAGAUUAUAUCACUGAGUUUGUAGAAUGGCAAUAUGACGACAAUAACACUUUUCGUAGUUUUGACAAAAUAACCAAUAUGAAAUUGGAGGAGGCAAGAAAAAAACAGGGAAAAACAGUUGAUGUCCAAAUUAAUAAUCAGAACUACACAGUGGACGUGAAAACAUGCAUUGCUACAGGUGCAAACGGACACAGUUUACAAAUUCAGCGCAUCAUGAAACCUCAAGUUGAGAUCCCUGGACACUGGAGUGAUAUGAAGCAGCAGCGUGUCUGUCUGGUUGAGCUACAGCCUGGUCAACCAGAAUACAGCAAAGUGGCAGACCUGUUCCAAAUCUGGGAGGGUUUGUAUGGGACUGUUACCAGCCCCACUUCAGGAGUGCACGAAAUGAAAAUUGGCCCCAUCACCUUCCAGGUGGCCACUGGAGAUAUUGCUAAAGAAGCAGCAGAUGUGAUUGUAAAUUCAACAACAAAGACAUUUGAUCACAAAGCAGGUACUUUAUUUGUAGGACUUUUGCUACAGUAA